AUGCUGCGAACUUUUGCGAACGCGUUCAACGACGAAGGUGAUGAGAACCAACAGCCACAUGAUGAGGUUUGCUUUGGUGCGCUGUAUGACGGCGUCGCACUCCCUCUCAACGCCGAACCUCCUUCUCAAGAGUGUCUCACUGCGGGGAACACUGGCUGUGAGGGUUUCGUUUUCUUUGGCGUACACAGAAAAGACAACUAUCAUGUUCUUUGCCCGCGAGGAACUCCUGACGAGUUUGCCUUGCUUGACACACAAUGCAGCAACCGAUUACGGUCGAUUGAAGGUCUUGACUCCGUUCGAUUUGACGCCAUAAUCGAAGCAGAAGCAUUCAACAAGCGCAAAAAGGGCAAAAGAGCCAAGCCUACGCCUAUCAGCCUCUCGAUCAAUGUCUAUGGCCCAUUAUCAGUUGCAGACGAGGUGGGACGCAAACUAUCAACAGCUUCGGGAUUCCUUCAACACCCUAAGGCCCUGUCACAGUCAGUAAAUUACAGAAAUCCCCAGUUCUUGGAGUUAUCGGAAGACGAAACAGACAUGCGGACGUUGGUUGGCAUCGCCAAUGACUCCCCAUCAGCGCAACGAGCUAGAAUCUCAGAUGAGAUCUCACGCAUUAUGGAUAGUCUCUCGGAUGAAACCAUAACCAUGGGCUUGGAGUAUACUCCACCCGAGGAAUUGAUCUCACAACUGAAGCCUCACCAACACCAAGGUGUCCUAUUCAUCCUAGAACGAGAGGCAGCAAGGGAGCAAGCUCCGUCGGAAUCAGCGAAUUGCGGCGGUAUUGUCGCAGAUGUAAUGGGUCUGGGCAAGACACUCACGAUUCUUACAUCGAUCCUCCACUCAUCAUCAGAGGCUGAGGUCUUUCAGAGCUUCGAACAAGCAACAAAGUCUUCUGCAGAGCCCAAUGGUCGAACGAGGGCUACGUUGGUGGUUGUAUCGUCUGCACAGUUACUUGAGAAUUGGGUUUCUGAGAUCCAAAGUCACUUUUUGCCAGGGGCUCUGAGUGUUGUUGUCUUCCACGGGCCCAAACGGAGCGAGAACUUUGGUUCUCUCACGUCGGCAAACAUUGUCUUGACGACCUACGCCACAGUUGUUGCCGAAGACAAGGGAAAGAAGCUAAUACAAGCACUGAAAUGGUUUCGAAUAGUUCUCGAUGAGGCGCAUUGGAUCCGAAACGCGUCAUCGAAACAGUUCAAGGCAGUCGCAAAGCUUUCUGCCCGCAAUCGUUGGUGUCUUACCGGAACGCCGAUUCAAAAUAGACUGGAAGACAUUGCAUCGUUGGCGGCAUUUCUGCAACUCGAGCCAUUUCCGACUAUGGCUUCGUUUCGAAAAGGCGUCCUAGACCCCCUCUCCCACGGAGGGAAAGACUUCGCAAAACCACUUCGAUCUUGGCUUCGAGCUGUCUGCAUCCGAAGAACAGAGAAACUGCUUCAGCUACCAGACUGCAGAGAAGAGGUCGUUACGGUGUUCUUGUCUGAAACGGAACGACAGCUCUACGUCCAAGUUUUACAUCGAACCAAACGGGACAUUGACGACAUCGUGAGCAAGGGCAAGAGCAUCAAGAAGUACAACGUUCUGUUUACUGCCAUUCUCAAGAUGCGCAUGCUCUGCAACACUGGAACAUUUUCGAGACCAUCUGCCUCAGAGGGUUUCCUGGAUGGUACCCAGAAGAAGGAAACUGGAUGCGAGCGAUGUGCAGCAUCCAAGGACGAAGACUCGGCCUUGCUCUUAAUGUCCUCCGAAUUUUGCCCGGACUGCGAUCGAGCCCUGGGAGGUUCCAGUCCUAUGCCGGACUUGGGUUCCGGCCUGAGCGGCAACUCGCCGCUUGCGGGAUUGUCUCCAGCACCAGAGGAUAGGUUGACCAACACUAGUGGCCACUCCGAGAAGCUUUCUGCAGUGAUCCAAAAGAUAGUGACGAGCGACUCCGAUUCUAAGCACAUUGUGUUUUCUUACUGGACGUCCACCCUGGACCUUCUUUCGAAAUUGCUGCACAAAUCAGAAGUGUAUCAUGUACAGGUGGAUGGGAGAACGAGUUAUGUCGAAAGAUCACGAAGACUCGAGGCCUUCAAAGAGAAGACGGACAUACCCGUUCUGCUCAUGUCGGUCGAGACGGGCGCUCUGGGACUCAACUUGACAGCCGCCAACUGCGUUCACAUUGUCGAACCCCAGUGGAACCCUUCGGUUGAAGAGCAGGCCGUUGCUCGUGCUUUACGAAUGGGUCAGAAGCGAAAUGUCACUGUCUUCCGUUACGUUGCUCAAGGGACUGUUGAGCAGAACAUCAUGCACCUGCAAAAGAAGAAGAAGAGUGUGGCAAAGUUCAUGUUCAAUGCGGACACGGCGGAUGAACUCGAUGGGAAGAUUGAGGACAUGAGGUUUGUAUUGGACUUGGACUCGGGACUGAAGCCAUAA
Colletotrichum higginsianum IMI 349063 is the source of this 2403-nucleotide messenger RNA. RefSeq names its product DNA repair protein rad5. Lineage: Eukaryota; Fungi; Ascomycota; Sordariomycetes; Glomerellales; Glomerellaceae. Gene Ontology annotation, molecular function: ATP binding; ATP-dependent chromatin remodeler activity. The transcript is spliced from 11 exons. The record is from RefSeq and is a predicted model, not a curated record. The coding region runs from base 1 to 2403 and encodes 800 amino acids.